Messenger RNA from Dichotomopilus funicola, 1410 nucleotides. RefSeq lists its product as uncharacterized. The record is from RefSeq and is a predicted model, not a curated record. Lineage: Eukaryota; Fungi; Ascomycota; Sordariomycetes; Sordariales; Chaetomiaceae. The transcript has 3 exons. Bases 1 to 1410 code for a protein of 469 amino acids.
AUGAAGACCAGAGUGUAUACGGUCCAGCAGGUCCUUGCAGCCGCAAAGACCCACCCCUUUUACACUCCUGGGGUCCAGUACCCUCCCGACCGUGAUGCCGUCCAAAAGAUCGUGGAAUCCGGGAACCAGGGCCCGUCGGAGGCUUCCCUGAGUUCUUGGCCGUUGGCCACAAAGGAUCAACUGUAUCGAACUAUCCGGCGCCUCGUGAGCGACACAAGCAGCACAAACACGUACCGAGAUGGCUCCUACAUCAGCAUGACUGGCGGCAGUGGUGGCGGGCUUCCUAUGCCCUUUGCCACGGACUCGUUCGAAAACCGCGAACAGCGAGCGCGGAUGGGGGAAUUCAUCCGGUUGUGUGGCGUGAUUGAACCUGGGGACUGGGUUCUGACCGUCCAUACCUCAGGGGGUUUUUACCGCUCGUUGGAUCUCAUGGUGGAGAUCUUGGAGAACGCGGGGGCCAGCGUCCUGCCGGCCGGGCAUGCCAUGUCGUUGGCGGAAGUUGUCGAGGCCCUGGUCCAUUAUCGCGUGAACGUCUUAUCAGGAGACAGCAGCCAGAUUGUACGCGUUUCUGGCAUUAUCGCGGGCCUCCCGGCUGAGGAGCGACAAAACGUGAAACUGACCAAGAUUAUAUACACGUCCGAGCCCCUCACAGAUGUCCAAAGGGCCUACAUUCGCGAAGUCCUCGGCCCGAUACAGGUGUACUCUGUGCUGGGGAGCUGCGAGGCUGGGCCCUGGGCCCUCAGCAAUCCGGAGAUUGGGCAGGCUUCAGCGUCCGAGGUCGCCGGCGCUGCCGACUUUGUAUUUGAUACUCGCACCAUGCUCGUCGAUAUUCUGGACCCAUCCGUUCUCGACAACGAUGAUGGCAGCGUCGCGGCGACAAGGGAGCCACUCCCGGAUGGGAGCUUAGGUAUCGUCGUACAAACCUCGUUACAGCGUCUGAAGAAUCCCCUCGUGCGAUACGUCACAGGCGACAUUGGCUCGCUCCACCCUGUUCCAGAAUCCGCAGUCGCCAAAGGAAUCCCCGCCGAGGAAAGGCAGUACCUCCGCAUUCUCCGCCUACACGGCCGCGACCGCCGCUUCAGCUUCAAGUGGUCUGGCGAAUACUUGCAGUUCGACUGGCUCGCGGCUCUCUUGCAGACCAAGGAAUGGCGGAUUCUGCAGUGGCAAGUCGUUUUGGCCCAGCCUAAAUCGUUUCCCGACCCGACGCUCGAAAUCCGACUCCUUUUGCCCGCCUCGGUAGCUGAAACUGAUAUCGAGCCCGAGUCGAGGUUGGUGAAAGCGAUCGAACAGUUUUGUGUCGUAACGCCGGGAAACCGCCACCUCUUCCAAAUCAAAAUCCUGACGGACCUCACCCAAUUUGAGAGGAGCAGCACUGGGAGGAAGGUCAUCAAAUUUAUUGAUAGGACGUAA